Molecule: messenger RNA, 2126 nt
Organism: Pyrus x bretschneideri (Chinese white pear)
Lineage: Eukaryota; Viridiplantae; Streptophyta; Magnoliopsida; Rosales; Rosaceae
Product: F-box protein CPR1
Exons: 3
Coding region: 147-1376 (409 amino acids)
Molecular function (GO): protein binding
Source: RefSeq, a predicted model, not a curated record
GAAAGGAUAAAUCUGUAAUGAGACGCCCGCUCUCGCGAGAUUUCCCAUUUCACCAACUCCACUCGCACCUUCCCCAACGACUGCAAAGAAAGCUGUGAAGGAAACUGAAGGUGAGAAACCCUACAGCCUGCCACCAAAUUCCAGAGAUGAAGACUCCAAAAUCCACCGUAGAUACCACGCAGCUUCAAAUCCAAGCAUCCAUGGCCAUGGCCGAACUCCCGCCGGAAGUAAUCGUCGACAUACUCUCUCGUUUACCCGUCUGCCUCCUCCUCCGUUUCCGGUCGAUUGCAAAACCAUGGCGAUCGCUCAUCGACAGCUCAUACUUCGUCGAUCUCCACCUCACGCAAUCGGCAGAGUCCAAAUCGCAUCUCUGUUUGAUUCUCAGAAAGGACUCCGAUCUCUACUGCAUCAGUUUCGAUUCUUUAGACGACGCCGUCGAGCUCAAUCAUCCACUGAUGUGUUACAGCAAUCGGAUUCGCGUGCUGGGAUCCUGCAACGGCCUCCUGUGCAUCUGUAACGUGGCUGAAGAUAUCGCUUUCUGGAACCCUUCGACGAAGAAAUACAGAAUCUUGCCCUCACUGCCAUCAGAUCGAAAGCGCGAUUCGAAUAUGUGUUUAUGUGGAGCUAGGGUUUAUGGUCUCGGAUAUGACGCCGUUCACGAUGAUUAUAAACUGGUGAGGAUUUCUCAGUUUAUUGGAUUAGAUUACCUGUCGUUUGUGUCUGAGGUGAGGGUUUAUAGCCUGAGAAACAACGCGUGGAAGCGACUCGAAGACAUGCCUUAUGUGCUCUGUUACACACGAAAAAUGGGUAUUCUUGUUAACGGUUGUGUGCAUUGGGUGGUAACUCGGAACCUCGAAUUAGAUCAACACCCAACGGAAUUGGUCAUUGCAUUUGACGUUACAAAUGAGACUUGUCGUGAGGUGCCUAUGCCGCAAAACAUGGACAAGAAGUGUCAGAUUGAUGUGGGAUACUUGGGAGGGUGUCUUUGCAUUGUAGCUAAAUAUGAAGAUAAGGGUGUUGAUGUGUGGACAUUGAAGGAGUAUGGGGUUAAAGAGUCUUGGAGUAAAUUGUUUACCGUAUCGCAAACUCAAAGAAUCAAGAGUGUUAGACCUUUGGUGUAUUCGAAGAAUGGCAGCGAAGUUUUGUUCGAACAAGACCACGAAAAUCUCGCUUGGUUUGACCUGAAAAGCCAGAGGGUCAAGAGUGUUAAGGUCCGUGGCCUGCCAGAUCUAUUUGAGGCUGUAGUUUGUAUGGAAAGCCUUGUUUCGGUUCAUCCUUGUAGACGAGAGGAUAAGAAAAAGCAGGAAGCAGCAGGGGACGUGAAGAAUAAGAAGAGGGAUGAUUUCCUUUCUCAAGGCUUCAAAUUGGUGCUAUAGGCAAUCAGAACAAAGACGAGAACGAAGAGCAGAGAGGUGAAGAAGAUUUCCUUCACAACCUCACACUUUGAGGGCCAAUCUGAGUUUUGUUUUUAGGGCUAUGACCUUCACGUUUGAUCACGUUGGAGUAUUUGAUUGAAAUGCUGCCAUCACCAGGACAUCGUUCAUUCCAACCCUUGAGAGCUCAUGAAAUGUAUUUCUUGCGGCAAUAUGCAGUCUGUUUUUGCAGUGUGUUAUUAAGUGACUUUGAUUGGCAUUCUGGAGAUGGUAUUGUAAGAAACGAAAGUUCUAUUAUGUUCAUGGGUAUCCUACAUUCCGGGGUUUUUGGCUGUUGGAGAUUGGUCAUUGUAUCUUUGACCAAUGAUCUAACGGCCGAAAACUGCGGAGUAUAAGUUAGCCGGAGCAUACGAGAAAAUCUAUGUAAGAAAAUCCGAUGUUUUCUUCCUUACUAGGAAGAGUUGGUAUAGAAAAUUACUUGGGCAAAGAACGCAUGUAAGUUAGAGGGCAGAAGUGCAGUGACGCUACGACGACUGAGCAGCAAGUGCUGGAAGCAGCUCCAGCUCCUUCCCGUCACAGUUUUACACGCGCAUGCCGUCCAACUUCAUUUGUAUUAUCAACUCUAGUUGCAAGAUAAUGCAAUUCGUUCAUCAAAUACUCUUUGGUGUGGUCAGGACUACAGAGGCAUUAUUCAAAGAGAUUCUCAUUUUUCAUUCAAAAGAAAAUCAGUUGUGACGGUGAUUGCACAUCCAA